CAGAUGAAAGAAGUCAAAAAUUUUAGGCUAAAUACUGUUUCGGUUUUAUAUUCCAAAAUAAGUUAUAAAAAAUGCAUAAAUAAUGUACAAAUUGAGCAAAUAUACGAAUGAAAUAAAUAUGCUUGAGUUAAAGAACUACACUUGAUUGUGAUAAAAAUAAUGUUACAUGAAGUUACAAAACAAAGUAAUUCGGUUCUCGCAAUACACUGUUAUUAAUUAAGACCAAAUGAAUCGUGAAAUUAUGAUUGAAUGUGUUGAUAAAUUUUUAUCAUUUCUAUUUACUAUGUACCCAGUUUAGUCUCUGCGCAACAAGAUGUACCGGCUUUAUUAAAUUAUUAAAUUAAAUAUAUUGCGAGUGCAAGGUAGGAUAAUAACACAGGCAUCAAGAUGAAAAUGAAAACGAAAAAAUUGUGUACCCGACAUUGGUUGGCAGCGUUUUGUGGAAUCGGACUAAUAUUGUACUUCUGGUGGCUUAUAUCUAAAAUCACCUUGCUGGAAUCUCAGAACAAAGUAUUUAAGACACAAUUGAAAUAUUCACAAUAUAAUACUUUGGUGAAGAAGAUGUCUGUUGAUUCCGUGUCUACAUAUGAAGUUCCUGUGAUUCCAGAUGCAGUUGGUACUCUAUGUGAAACGGUACAUAUAGCGCUCGUGUGUAUGGGCAAAUGUUCAAGACAGAUCACACCAAUGAUCAAAUCUUUGAUGCACCAUCGGCAGAACCCCAUACACUUCCAUUUUGUUGUGGAUACCAAUUCACAUAGAACUAUUAACACGCUGUUUGAUACUUGGGAUUUGCCUGAUGUGAAAUACUCAUGCUAUAACGCCGAAGGAUACUUAUCACAAGUGCAAUGGAUCCGCAACAGCCACUACUCCGGUAUAUAUGCGCUGGUGAAGCUCCUGUUUCCAGACAUACUACCUGACUCUCUCAGUCAGGCCAUAGUAUUGGAUUCUGAUCUGACUUUCCUGUGUGAUGUCGCUGAGCUGUGGGCCAUGUUUAGGAAUAUGACUGAUGACCAGUUCAUAGGCCUAGUGGAGAAUGAAAGCAGUUGGUAUUACACGAACAAACCAAACCGAUGGCCAGCAUUAGGCCGAGGUUACAACACAGGAGUAAUGCUACUAGAUCUCAAGAAAAUAAGGACUACUACAGACUGGACGAGGCUCUGGCGGGAUGCCGUCAACGACAACAUAAAAAGACUGAACCACACAACACUGGCUGACCAAGAUGUUAUCAAUGCCAUUAUUAAAAGCCAUCCUCGUUUUGUCUAUGAUAUGAGCUGUCAGUACAACGUACAAAUGUCGACUACGACUCUAGCCAAAAAUUGUUAUGGGGAAAAUAAGGAUAAUGUUAAGAUAAUACACUGGAACUCUCCUUUAAAAUACGGCGUGAAGAUACGUGACGCUCAUUAUUUCCGCGACAUCCACCAGUCGUACGUCAACUUCGACGGCUACCUCCUGAGGGAGAAGCUUCACAGGUGCACCUUUAUACAGCAUGUUACUGUCAAAAUGAACAACUCGGACCUAUGCACCAGUUUCCGCGCGGCCCAGCAAUUGAAACUCCGCACACAUCUCUACUUCAUGGACUAUAGCUACAAGAACAAUGACAGUUUCGACGUGACGUUAGCUCUACAGCUCUCUAUGGAUCGUCUACUAUUUCUUGAGAGACUCGUUAAUUACUGGGAAGGACCACUGAGUGUAGCUAUUUACUUAGCUGACUGUGAUGUGGGGAAGCUGUUGAACUUCAUAGAAAAUUGGUCUGAUACUCUGCGAGACAGGAAGAAUAUCGGGUACCAUCUCGUGUUUAAACAUGAUCAAGUACACUACCCAGUUAACUACCUCCGUAACGUAGCGUUAGCCAACGUGAACACUCCGUACGUGUUCCUGAUGGACGUGGACUUCGUGCCCAUGGUGGACCUCUACUCGCACCUCAAGGCCGCCAUCAAACUCAUCAAUCCUUACCCUCAGAAGAAGUGCCUAGUAGUAGCAGCGUUUGAGUCGCAGCGCUACCGUAGUUCAGUCCCGCGCAGUAAGGCGGCGCUACUGUCGCGCCUGGCCGCGCGGGAGCUGGCGCCCUUCCGCCAACACGAGUGGCCGCGCGGGCACCGCCCCACCAACUACACGCGCUGGACCACUGCCAACGCUCCCUACGAGGUUGAAUGGCAGUCGGACUAUGAGCCGUAUUUAGUAGUGCACAGAUCUGUGCCUAAAUACGAUACCAGGUUCUCAGGCUUCGGCUGGAAUAAGGUAUCCCACAGCGUAGAGCUCCGCGCGCAAGGGUACCGCGCGGUCGUACUGCCGGGGGCCUUCGUAGUGCACACCCCACACGCGCCCUCGCAGGACAUCACCGCCUUCAGGGCCGACCCGCACUACCGCAUCUGCCUUGCCUUAUUGAAACAAGAAUUCAUGGAGGACCUCAAGAGUAAAUACAACAUCACAUUCAAAGAACCUUCGAAUUCAGACCCAAUGUAUCUAGCACAAGCUAAGAGUUUAAUACUAAACCAGGCAGGAGAUCAGGACCUAAACUAACUGAGGUUAUCGGUUUCUAUUCACCAGAUGGCGCUAAUGUAGCUUGAGGUCAUGUUUAUUCAAUCAAGGAGGCCCAAUCCUCCCACGCCCUCUGCAAUCCCAAAAUGCUCAAAUCUCAAAUUCCUAAUCCUAAACAGCUGGCAUCGCACUUAUAAUUCCUCUGGUGCUAGGGGUGUCUAUGGGCGGCGACGAAGACUCACCAUCAGGUGAUCCGUCUGCUCGUUUACCGCCCUAUACCC
This is a messenger RNA of Spodoptera litura, 2759 nucleotides long. Its product is annotated as xylosyl- and glucuronyltransferase LARGE2s. NCBI's taxonomy places the organism in Eukaryota, Metazoa, Arthropoda, Insecta, Lepidoptera, Noctuidae. The record is from RefSeq and is a predicted model, not a curated record. Gene Ontology annotation, biological process: protein O-linked glycosylation via mannose. Gene Ontology annotation, molecular function: xylosyltransferase activity; glucuronosyltransferase activity.